Molecule: messenger RNA, 1648 nt
Organism: Thunnus maccoyii (southern bluefin tuna)
Lineage: Eukaryota; Metazoa; Chordata; Actinopteri; Scombriformes; Scombridae
Product: transcription factor jun-B-like
Exons: 1
Coding region: 320-1312 (330 amino acids)
Biological process (GO): regulation of cell population proliferation; regulation of cell cycle; regulation of transcription by RNA polymerase II
Cellular component (GO): transcription regulator complex
Molecular function (GO): RNA polymerase II cis-regulatory region sequence-specific DNA binding; transcription factor binding; DNA-binding transcription factor activity, RNA polymerase II-specific
Source: RefSeq, a predicted model, not a curated record
CUUGUCAUUUACGAGGAAACUGAAGUGAAGCUCAUACUCUGAGCGCAAAAGACUCACCUACACACGAGUGGAAUGAAAACAUCUGAAUUAGUCACUGGACUCCGCCUUUGAUUCCAACUAAAGGUACAAAUCGACGACUUGGUACAGUACAGUUCCACUAUUUUGGAAGUUUUGCUCUGUUUUUGAUAGCUUUGAUCUUCAGUAUAAUAGUACAGCGGGACUUUGUGCUUGGAGACUGAAUCAGUCUGGACACUGAAGACUCGGUGUCCAAGCAGCAUCCUUGCAGCGCACUCUUGUAUUUGACUGUCUGAUUUGAAAUAUGUCCACAAUAAUGGAACAGCCUUUUUAUGACGACUCGUUUCUCUCUGCUUAUGGCCAUCCAGGCGCAGCCCUGCCAGACUACAAGCUGCUAAAGCAGAACAUGAACUUGAACUUCUCCGAUUCAUAUCGGAACUCAAACUUCAAGUCACAGCACCUGCGCGCCGACAGUGAUUUCUAUUCAGCGGGGACGGCGGACGUGGGCUCCCUGAAGCUCGCCUCUCCUGAACUGGAGCGACUGAUCAUCCAGAAUAGCAACGGGGUCAUCACUACAACGCCGACACCUACCCAGUAUCUCUACAACCGCGGGAUCACAGAGGAGCAGGAGGGUUUUGCUGACGGUUUUGUUAAAGCGCUGGACGACUUACACAAGAUGAACCAGAUGGCCCCCCCAAAUGUGUCCAUCGGCACGGGUGGCGUUGCCUGCUCGGCGCCCGCCUCGGUGUUCGGCUCCUCCAUGCAGCCAGAACCGCUCGAGUACACCACCCUGAGCAGCUGCACCACGAACCCCAGCCUGUCAUCUGCUGCCAGCUACCCCUCCACCACCAUCAGCUACCUGCCACACCACCAGUAUCACCAGCACCCCCAGGCCGUUGCGCACGGCUCUCACCAUUUCCAGCACUCCCUGGCCGGGGCCGGCAUCCACUCGCAACGCUUCGGGUUGAAAGAGGAGCCUCAGACAGUCCCCGACAUGCUGAGCAGCGACAACAGCUCUCCGCCGAUGUCCCCCGUCGAUAUCGAGAACCAGGAACGCAUGAAAGCGGAGCGCAAGCGGCUGAGGAACCGGCUGGCAGCCUCUAAGUGUCGGAAGCGAAAGCUGGAACGCAUCGCUCGCCUGGAGGACAAGGUGAAAGUGUUGAAAACAGACAACGCCGGACUCUCAAACACAGCUUCUGUACUGCGGGAGCAGGUGGCCCAACUCAAACAGAAAGUGAUGACACAUGUGAGCAGUGGCUGCCAGCUCAUGUUAGCGCCCAAAGUGAAGUCUUACUGAAGAAACAAUGCACUUUUUAAAAAAAAACACUGGACAACAACUGCACUGACAAUUACACCAUGAACAAUGUCUUUACACAUUGUCUGUAUGAGAACUGGAUCAUUAUGGUUUCUUUGGCUCAAAGAAAAGUAGCCUACACAUAUAUCAUACAAGACUAAAACACUUUGGGCAUUUUUGACUACGUUUUUAAAAGUGUCGUCUUGGCUGUUUACAUUUUACUUUAUUUGUGAUCAAUUCUGAUGUAAGUUAUUUGUGUUUGUCGGGUUGAGCCUGAUGAGCCUGUCUUUUUUUUACUUGUACAGUAUAUAUUUAAGUAAAUGAAAUUAUGAAAUAAGA